UUCUCUCCGAUCCAAAACAAAACACCCGAACUUGCUUGCAGAACAUAAACAUAAAUUUCUGGUCCAGUGCGACGCAUUUUUUACCGCUUUCAGGGCAUUUCGUCCCUUCAAAACAUCGCCAAGCAUCAAAGCCGUGCUCCAUCCACCAGGGCCAUGCACCUGAUGGAGACGAAAUCGGGCUUGCAAGGUGACCUCGCACGACCUUCGCCCCUUCCGCAGCUGGGCAGCAGUCCUCCGCAAACUUGGCUCCACAGCCCCCCAGCACAAAUGCCCUGGGGCACCAAACAGCCAGCACUUGUCAGGUUUACUGGAGGUUUGUACGGAGGAGGUUUGAACAACGGCACUUCCAGCAUGCCCUUCACUCUGGACACCUGCCAGCCGUACAACUUCCCAAUGUCUGCGAUGCCAGGACCGUCGCAAGUCCACUCGGUCGGCAUCAAAAGGAAGGUCGACGUAGAUGAAGCAGAAAUGCUGAGUGCUGUCAACAAACUGCACAUCUCCGAGACCAAACUGGCCUCUCACAGGGCUGGUCUGCACGCUCUGAACCAGCAGAGCGAACAGGACGACGAAGCGUUCGGCCCUCGUCUUGUGCUGAGUGACGAGCUCAAGCAGUUGACUGCCCAGGACACCAUCCUGCCAAAACCUCUCAUGGACAGAAUGAGAAACAAAAAUUCGAUGGCCCUGGUGCUGUGGCAGCCGCCAAAUCCAAGGAUGAUGCCAAUGCCUGAUGGUGAGCCGGACGAGCAGGACGGCAACAAUAACAACAACAAUGGCAGCGAAAGCAUCGAUCUCAACAUAAUGCCAACUUUUAACGAGGAGCCACGACUACCAGAUUUCACCGUUCCAGACGAUGGCGACGUUGAGAUGGAAAUGCUGUGAUUCUCAUUUUCUCAUGUUGACUCUCAAUUCUAGAGUAAUUUUUUUCUUGAAGAAUUUCCAUGUUGUGCAUUUGUGUUUGCGAAUGCUGGAUAAAAGUGAAGACAGUUUGUAUAUACCUCUUAAAAUGCUGCUGGUAUUCUUUAAUAUUUCUGUAUAAGUGAAGGAAAAUCUUAGAAAAAUAAGAGGAAAAUUAGAUGAAUUGAGUUUUUAGUUGAUUGAUUAUGUUAGUUCUUGCUGAAUUGAAUUUCAUCUUGUACUUUGUUGUACUUGUCGAAUUUUAUGACUGAAACUGUUUCUUUGAAAGUAACAAUAAUUUUAGAAAGUUAAAAAUUGAUUUUUGUUAAUAUUCAGUAAAAAUUAACUUUGUGUAAACAAAAAAUUUUACAAGAAUUUAAAAAAAUAGUUUCAACAACAAUCUAAAACUUGUAACAAAACAUUCAUAUUUUGUAAAAAUACUUUAAGAGCUCGUGAAUAAUGCUGCAGCUAAACCACUUGCGCAAAACAGUCAUGUUCUUAGAACGAAUAACGAUCUUUUUAAAGCCGACUUGAAAUUCAAUUCACCAUGAAUAGAUUUUGAGGAAGUACUGAAUUAUUUGGCGACUCUAUUUUUCAGGAAAUCGGGUAUUGAGAUUUUCUUUGUAAAUAAUAAUGUAAUAAAUAAAAUAAAGAUUAUUGAUAA
Neocloeon triangulifer is the source of this 1558-nucleotide messenger RNA. RefSeq lists its product as uncharacterized. The record is from RefSeq and is a predicted model, not a curated record. NCBI's taxonomy places the organism in Eukaryota, Metazoa, Arthropoda, Insecta, Ephemeroptera, Baetidae. The transcript has 6 exons. Bases 154 to 879 code for a protein of 241 amino acids.